Molecule: messenger RNA, 1651 nt
Organism: Gilbertella persicaria
Lineage: Eukaryota; Fungi; Mucoromycota; Mucoromycetes; Mucorales; Choanephoraceae
Exons: 3
Coding region: 75-1328 (417 amino acids)
Biological process (GO): protein ubiquitination; negative regulation of septation initiation signaling; ubiquitin-dependent protein catabolic process
Cellular component (GO): cytosol; ubiquitin ligase complex; cell division site
Molecular function (GO): protein binding; ubiquitin protein ligase activity
Source: RefSeq, a predicted model, not a curated record
UUCUUUUUUCUGGUCAUUUUUUUAAUUAAAAACAUACUUUUUAUAUAUAUAUAUAUAUAUACAUACACUUUUUUAUGGCUGAUUUUAUUUGUUUGGCAAUGGCAACUCAGUAUACCGAGGAUAACAAUGGCGCUACUACAAGCAAUAGUCAUCAUCAUAAUAAUAUUGGAAAUUCCCUUAGAAGAUCGUUAGGUGGGUCUACAUUGUUUGGCAGAAGAUCCUCCAGAUCAAAUCCAACUAGCCCACCAAUAACAAGACCCACAAGCGACUCAUCGUUACUUGAAGAAGAGGAAGAAAAAAAGAUACAUAUCCGCAUUGUGCCUAGUAUUGAAAACCCUAGUCGAAGCUUAGUGUUUAGCAUUAUAGAACGUGAUCUGGAAGCUGGUCGUAUUAUCAAAAUAGGAAGAUUUACAGACAGAUCCUCUAUCCAAAACCAUAUAUCAUUCAAAAGCAAAGUGGUGUCCAGAUCACAUUGUGAAAUUUGGCUUCAUCCUGAUGGAAAGGUCUUGCUUAAAGAUACCAAGUCAUCAUCUGGUACAUUUGUUAACCAUGUCCGUCUGAGCCCUGCAAACACAGAAAGUAGACCUGUGGAAAUACGCGAUGGAGAUUUAGUCCAGUUGGGUGUUGACUAUCAAGGAGGAUAUGAAGAAAUUUACAGGGCUGUAAAGAUGCGGUUUGAAGUAAAUCGACCUGAGCAACCUCGACCCAUAUCUUACAGCAUGUCAGCCUUCAAUAAUCUUCGAAAUCUGACUCAUGUACACCCUCAAACAGAUCAACAAGAAUCUCAGGUGAUAAAGACAUCACCUUCAUGUGAUAGUGGACAAAUCGAAGUGGAAGAGUGUUGUAUUUGUCUCUACGCUUUAGCACCAUUCCAAGCUUUAUUUGUUGCUCCUUGUUCUCAUUCAUAUCACUUUAAAUGUAUCAGACCAUUGUUUGACAGUUACCCAGGAUUUCAAUGUCCUAUUUGUCGCACUUAUUCUGAUUUGGAUGCCAGUGUAGCCAUUGAAGCGGAAGAGGUCAUUGAAAAAUUCGGACUCAAAAAAUCUCCAACAGCUACGACAACAACAACAACUUCCUUACCUCAAAAACAUCAGCCACAACAAGUGCUUAGUGAAGAUGAUGAAGAUGAUAGCAGUAGCAAUGACAGUGGUAGUGAUAAUGAACGCCUUACUUCUUCACCUAGUCAUGUCAAUCCCACAAAUAGUUCUCCUACAACACCAACAGCAGCUGAACCGCAUUUAUCUACAACCUUAGUAGCUUGUACUACAAGUUUAUCUGGCAUGAUUCCUACUUCCUCAGAAACACCUAUUUCGAUAGAAGAAGCAUAAUAUCAUAGGGCCGCUUCUGUUAUAAAGUAUUAUAUCCUUGUUAUAUCUCUUAUUCACAAUGUAUAAAAUAUUAUGUAUAUUUCCUUUUUGGUUCAUAUUGAUCAUAUUAUAGACUGUUUAGAACUGCAUGUGUAGAUGUCUAUUUAUUGUACGACUUUCCUCAUAUACUUUUUUUUUCAAAAAAAAAAAGAAGACUACUGUCAAUACACUUGGAAUUGUCUCCAGGGUUAGGAAUGUUGACAAGUAUAAUAUGUUGAACAAUAAGAGUAUUUUUUAUACGACCCAUUAAUAUAUACAAAAAAGGGAGAAAGCACUUAUGGAAC